Molecule: messenger RNA, 2249 nt
Organism: Coregonus clupeaformis (lake whitefish)
Lineage: Eukaryota; Metazoa; Chordata; Actinopteri; Salmoniformes; Salmonidae
Product: interleukin-1 receptor-like 1
Exons: 12
Coding region: 297-2072 (591 amino acids)
Biological process (GO): signal transduction
Source: RefSeq, a predicted model, not a curated record
UCUUGGUCUAGUUAUUGAAAUCUUUGUUUAGGCUAGCGAGCAAGCAUUUCAGCCAGGUAGCCUAGGACAACAAAAAAUAAAAGCGUAUGUAACCUGUUCUGUACUACACCGCUGUAGCUCUGCGAUGUGUGUGAUUGAUUGGGACUAUAGACGUGGACUUCGGAGAUCAGGCUGUUUGAAUUAAUCAGAAUUCUCUCUCUCAUAGUGCAUAAAAAUUAGGGCAAAACUAUCUAACACAGGAUAUCCUAGCAAGAUCUUUCAAGAGAAAUGUGACUCAUGGUCUUUCGUAUCAGUGGAUGCAAGUUCCUGUUUUGCAGAAAAUGUGCUCCUACACUUUCAGGUUGUUGGAUGGUGGUCUCAUGUUUCUGCUCCUUAGUUUGACUAGGAUUUCUGCACAGAGAGAAAUUUCCUUAAACCCCACUACAAUAGGUCAUUACACAGCAGAGUCCCCAUGUAAACUAUUUGAGGAGGAUGAAACUACUGUGACAGAGGGGGAGGCCCUUAGUUUGCCAGCCUACCAUAACCUGAGUGAGUUGGAUUGGGCCAACGUGACUGAGUUUACCUGGUACAGAAACAGAACCCAGGAGCUCCCGUCCUCUGAGGAAGGGCGUGUGCAUCAUCAUGGGCCGGUGCUCUUCUUCCUCCCCCUUUUAAUCAACGACUCUGAUCAGUACUACACCUACUGGAGAAAGGCAGCAGACACCUGCCUCAUAUUUGUGACAGAGGUGAUUGUGGUCAAAGCCCAACCAUUCGAUCACUCAGUCCUGUUCAGUGAUAUCUCAGAGUCAGCAGACAACAUCGCUAUCCCAUGUCCUGACCCCGUGGAACAACUGUGCCAGGAUGGAAAAGAAAACUUAGCCUGGUAUAAGAAUUUCAAUCUCAUUCCAAAUGAGUCUAAGAGUAAUCUGUGGGUGUAUGGCGCCUCAAAAGCAGACGAGGGCAUCUAUACGUGUGUGUGCACGUGGGAUCACAACGGGAGGGUUCUCAACACUUCUGCAUCCAGGAGACUAAAGAUCCAAGCUCCCUCUGCCUCGCAUCCUCCUCAGAUCAACCUGCCUAGAGACGGAAGCACAGAGACCACAGACCUGUACACCACUAAGAAGUUGAGGUGUGAAGCAUUUUGUGGGCAGAACAUUAAAGACAACUGUCAUGUGUGGUGGGAGAUGAACGGAGUGAAAGUGGGUUCGCAGCAGCAAGGCUACUCAGUGAACUCCACCAGCGAGGUGGAGGUAUCUUCAAUGCGGAGUAUCUUCACGGCUAUCCUGACCAUAGACACAGUGACUAUCAAGGACCUCCAGUCAGAGUUCAAGUGUGUUGCCAUGAACGACCAGAAAUUGAUUCAUGCAGUGGUGACUCUCAAACCAAGAUGGUUUAUAUUUAUGGGUCUAUGUGUGGCAUUGCUGCUCUUCUUGCUAGCUGCUGUAGCCGUCAAAGUGUUUGACAUCGAUCUGGCUCUCCUCUUCCGUGGAGUUUUCAAAUGCUAUGAUCGAUCUGAGGAUGGGAAGGUCUAUGAUGCUUACAUUGUCUACCAAAUGGAUGGCAUAGACAAAGACAUGGAGGAGAAAGUGUAUCACUUCGUGAGCAGCGUUCUGCCGACUGUCCUGGAGCAGAAGUGUGGCUUUAGACUCUUCAUCCACGGCAGAGACGACCUACCUGGAGAAGACCGCAUGGAGUUGGUGGAGGCCUGCAUGCGGCUGAGCAGGAGGCUGAUUGUCAUCCUGACCCCCAGCUCAAGCUCAAGGUCAGGCUCAGGAGGUCAAGGGUCAUGGGGCCAGUGGGGCUACUCGUCAUCGUUGACCUCAGCGGAGGACUAUGACUGUCAGGUGGGGCUCCACCAGGCUCUGGUCCACAGUGAGAUGAGCGUCAUACUCAUCCAGCUGGGAGACAUGGGGGAGGGGGGCUACACACACCUGCCCCCCGGCCUGCAGCACCUGGUCCGCAAGAGUGCCCCCUUAAUGUGGCAGGAGGGAAAGCGUGGGUCGACGCUGCCCAACUCAAGCUUCUGGAAGAGGGUGCGUUACAUGAUGCCUUGGCCGCGCCACUCGACUAGUUUUGACAACCGGUUAAUAUGACUCUUCUAUGUGAACGAUCAGAAGGUCUGAGGACUUGAAGUGCAGUUGGAGGUCUGGGAUUCUGUUAUAGAAGAGAACACCCCAGGUUGUCUCUGAAAAUCCUUAUUCCAGUCAUAGAAAUAGAAUGAAUGAUUCCAGUGCUGUGCAGAGAUAUACACAGGUUAGCUGAGAACGUCA